AUUCAUAUCAAUACCGUAUAUACCUACUUAAUAAAGCUAUCAUUAGUAAAUUACAAUCAUACAAUGUUUUGAUUUUAACAAAAUACUAAAAACCAAAGAUAGUGUAUUUGAAUCCUACUAGACUUAACUUAAAGGUAACAAAUAUGUCUGAAUCGUACGAAUAUCUUUUCAAAUUUCUUGUGAUUGGAAGUGCAGGCACAGGAAAGUCAAGCUUACUAAAUAAUUUUAUCGGAAAUAAAUUCAAGGAAGAUCGAUGUCACACUAUUGGUGUUGAAUUUGGUUCCAAAAUUGUGAACAUCGGUGGCAAAUCAACUAAGUUGCAAAUAUGGGACACAGCUGGACAGGAACGGUUUCGAUCUGUGACCAGAUCAUAUUACCGCGGCGCAGCAGGAGCUCUGCUAGUGUAUGAUAUUACAUCUAGAGAUUCAUUCAAUGCUCUUGCUAAUUGGCUGAGAGAUGCUCGCACUCUUGCAAGUCCUAAUAUCGUAAUUUUGCUUGUGGGCAACAAGAAAGACUUAGAAGAUUCCAGAGAAGUAACUUUUACUGAGGCAAGUCAGUUUGCUCUUGAAAAUGAAUUAAUGUUUUUAGAAACAAGUGCUAAAACAGGAGAAAAUGUUGAAGAAGCUUUUCUGAAAUGCUCGAAAACAAUUCUAGCUAAGAUUGAAACUGGUGAAUUGGAUCCUGAAAGGAUAGGUUCUGGUAUUCAAUAUGGCACAAAUACUACAAAGAGAUUGACUGCUCCAAAGAGGCCAGCUAGAACCCCUUCAGAAUGUGCUUGCCGUGUUUAAAUUAUUUUUUGUUUCAAAUAAAAUUGUAAAUAAAUCAUCCCAAUAAAAAAUUCAGUACACUCAAGUUUCGAGAUAUACUAGUAUUGUAAAAUUCUAUCUAUUGAAGCUUUAUUUUAAUGCAAAAGUUAUCAAAAUGUAUUUUGAAAAUUUCUUAUUCAUGAUAGACUCCAUUUUUUAAAGUUAUCAACAUUUCUUAAAUUACAAUGUUUAAUCAUUAUAAUUACAUACAAAAUUAUUGUUAUUUAUUAGUGAAAUCUGGUGAAGUUCUACUCUGCCCUGCUAAUUGUUUGAAAACUCUUUUCUUGAAACUACAUAUUGUGUAGUUAGUUAACCUAUCUGUGUCUGAAUGACAUAGGAACAUUCAUUUUGAUUAAAUUCCGUAAACUGAUUUUAACAAAACAAGAAUUUUUAAGGGGACAAUGAUUUUUAAAAUUUGAUCUGUUCUAAUGAUUCUCAAAAAGUGAUUAGAUUUAUAAUUUGGAAACUCAUCCCAAAAAU
Messenger RNA from Bombyx mori (domestic silkworm), 1286 nucleotides. RefSeq names its product ras-related GTP-binding protein 4b (gene Rab4). Lineage: Eukaryota; Metazoa; Arthropoda; Insecta; Lepidoptera; Bombycidae. Gene Ontology annotation, biological process: vesicle-mediated transport; regulation of endocytosis; Rab protein signal transduction. The record is from RefSeq and is marked provisional. Gene Ontology annotation, molecular function: GTPase activity; GTP binding. Gene Ontology annotation, cellular component: plasma membrane; recycling endosome.